Molecule: messenger RNA, 1602 nt
Organism: Fusarium sp. VM40
Lineage: Eukaryota; Fungi; Ascomycota; Sordariomycetes; Hypocreales; Nectriaceae
Source: the annotation of a GenBank genome assembly
AUGUUCCGGAACGCCCUUCGACAGUCGACGCGCGCCGUCGGCGCUGUCUCUGCUGCUGGCAGGGUCGCCGCGAUCCGAAAUGCCGCACCCGCUUCCAUCAACGCCGCUCGAUUCUACGCCUCCGACGCAAAGGCCACUCCCACUGAGGUCUCUUCCAUCCUCGAGCAGCGAAUUCGUGGUGUCCAGGAGGAGUCCGGUCUCGCUGAGACUGGUCGUGUCCUCUCCGUCGGGUUCGCCUCCGGUGUCAAGGGAAUGUGCAUGAACCUCGAGGCCGGCCAGGUCGGUGUUGUGCUGUUCGGUUCCGAUCGUCUCGUCAAGGAGGGUGAGACCGUCAAGCGUACCGGUGAGAUUGUCGAUGUUCCUGUCGGCCCUGAAAUGCUCGGCCGUGUCGUCGACGCUCUUGGUAACCCCAUCGACGGCAAGGGUCCCAUCAAGACCACCGAGAAGCGCCGUGCUCAGCUCAAGGCUCCCGGUAUUCUGCCCCGAAAGUCCGUCAACGAGCCCGUCCAGACUGGUCUCAAGUCCAUCGACGCCAUGGUUCCCAUCGGCCGAGGACAGCGUGAGUUGAUCAUUGGUGAUCGUCAGACCGGUAAGACUGCCGUUGGUCUCGACACCAUCCUUAACCAGAAGCGAUGGAACGACGGCAACGACGAGAAGAAGAAGCUUUACUGUGUCUACGUCGCCGUUGGCCAGAAGCGAUCUACCGUCGCCCAGCUCGUCAAGACCCUCGAGGAGAACGACGCCAUGAAGUACUCCAUCGUCGUCGCUGCCACUGCCUCCGAGGCCGCUCCUCUCCAGUACCUUGCUCCUUUCACCGGUGCCUCCAUCGGUGAGUGGUUCCGUGAUAACGGCAAGCACUCUCUUGUCAUCUUCGACGAUCUUUCCAAGCAGGCCGUCGCUUACCGACAAAUGUCUCUGCUCCUCCGUCGUCCCCCUGGACGUGAGGCUUACCCCGGUGACGUUUUCUACCUCCACUCUCGUCUGCUCGAGCGUGCCGCCAAGAUGAACGACAAGCUCGGUGGAGGUUCCAUGACUGCCCUUCCCAUCAUUGAGACCCAGGGUGGUGAUGUCUCUGCCUACAUUCCUACCAACGUCAUUUCCAUCACUGAUGGUCAGAUCUUCUUGGAGGCUGAGCUGUUCUACAAGGGUAUCCGACCUGCCAUCAACGUCGGUCUCUCCGUCUCUCGUGUCGGUUCCGCUGCCCAGCUUAAGGCCAUGAAGCAGGUCGCUGGUUCCCUGAAGCUUUUCUUGGCCCAGUACCGUGAGGUCGCCGCUUUCGCCCAGUUCGGUUCCGAUUUGGAUGCCGCCACCAAGCAGACCCUCAGCCGUGGUGAGCGUCUUACUGAGCUCCUUAAGCAAAAGCAAUACUCCCCCAUGUCUGUUAACGAGAUGGUUCCUCUUAUCUUCGCCGGUGUCAACGGUCUCCUCGACCCUGUCCCCGUUAACAAGAUUCUCCAGUGGGAGGCUGACUUCCUUUCUCACCUCAAGACCAACGAGUCUGAGCUCCUUGCCACCAUUGACAAGGAGGGUGCUAUCUCCAAGGAGACCGAUGCCAAGCUCCGCGACGUUAUCCAGUCCUUCGUCAAGAGCUUCCUCGGUUAA